Penicillium hordei is the source of this 1050-nucleotide messenger RNA. Its product is annotated as Mpv17/PMP22 family protein. Gene Ontology annotation, cellular component: cytoplasm; membrane. NCBI's taxonomy places the organism in Eukaryota, Fungi, Ascomycota, Eurotiomycetes, Eurotiales, Aspergillaceae. The transcript is spliced from 4 exons. The record is from RefSeq and is a predicted model, not a curated record. The coding region runs from base 69 to 785 and encodes 238 amino acids.
UCUAAUUUGAAGAGCCCUCCUGAUCCCUCCGGAAUCCUGUCCUCCCCCAGCCCCCUCCGAUCACCACAAUGUCCGUCAAGUUCCAAGAGGAGACCGUCCGCACCGUCACGGGCGGCGGCAAGCCCGAGGACCUCGUGCACCGCGUCGGUGAACGAUUGACCGGUGGAAAGACAGCAGCUGGGUAUCUUCAGGCCUACCUCCUCCAGCUCCAGAAGAACCCUCUGCGCACGAAGAUGCUCACCUCCGGUGUGCUCUCCGGUCUGCAGGAACUGCUGGCUUCGUGGAUCGCCCACGAUGUAGGCAAGCACGGCCAUUACUUCAGCUCGCGCAUUCCCAAGAUGUCGCUGUACGGAAUGUUCAUCAGCGCCCCCCUCGGCCACGUCCUCAUUGGCAUCUUGCAGAAGAUCUUCGCCGGCCGCACAAGUCUCAAGGCCAAGAUUCUUCAGAUCCUCGUUAGCAAUCUGAUUGUCUCCCCCAUCCAGAACAGCGUCUACCUAACCUCCAUGGCUAUUAUCGCCGGUGCGCGCACCAUCCACCAGGUUCGCGCGACCGUUAAGGCUGGAUUCAUGCCCGUCAUGAAGGUCAGCUGGAUCACCUCGCCCCUGUGCUUGGCCUUCGCUCAGAAGUUCCUCCCCGAGCACACCUGGGUGCCCUUCUUCAACAUUGUCGGAUUCUUCAUUGGAACCUAUGUCAACACCCACACCAAGAAGAAGCGUCUGGAAGCUCUCCGGAAGCGCUACGACCAGCGUCGCGACCCCGGCUACGAGAAGCGCGACUUCCCUUAAAUGGGCCGAGUCCGCAAUUGACUGCAAACACAACCGGACGUGUCGGAGACCUUUGUGUGUCGUCUCUUUUGGCUCGUUUGCUGUCACCGAUUUGUCUUUUUCCUUUGUUUAUUAUUCUCCGGUGUUGAUCUAAAUCCAUGUACACACACCCUGUGCAUCUUGAUAUGCCGCAGAUAUUUCCCCCUGAUGUUAUCACUCAAUCUCAUGACGAAUGGCUUUAUAUCUUUCUCUUAUUCCAAUUCCACCCCUUGAAUAUCGGUAUUAU